This is a messenger RNA of Caenorhabditis angaria, 1804 nucleotides long. NCBI's taxonomy places the organism in Eukaryota, Metazoa, Nematoda, Chromadorea, Rhabditida, Rhabditidae. The record is from the annotation of a GenBank genome assembly.
UUGUCCAACUACUAUAAUCUAGCUUCAAUUUCCCAUCAGAAAACUUCUGUCAAACGCGUUUCCAAGGUGAUUAUAAUGAAUAUAAUGACAAUGUUGUUUGAUUUUCUGACAAUCUAUCUACUUACGCAUGUGUCAAUUGCUAUUUUUGGGUAACUAAUUUUUAUUUUCGGAAUGACGUCUUUUAAGAAUUCUUUAAAAGAAGCCAAGUUUGUUGGGCUUCUUCAUUCUUAGUUUUUUUUGUUGUUGUUGAACAAUUUGGAAUAUUUCUAAUAUAAAAUUUAAAUAGCUACUAAAUAUCUAACAAGAUUAUAAAUUAUAAUCUUUUGAAAAUCCUUUUCUAAGCCAACUGAAACAAAUAUUCCGCUUUUAUUCCAGAAAAAAAAUGAGUGAUUUCCAACUUAAAUUUCUUCCAAGUCUCAAAACAUAUCCGUUUUCUUUCUUGCUCCCUCAAUUUCUCUGCUUCUCCUUGACAACCUUUUUGCAGCUGCCCUACAUCGAUUCAUUUUUCAUAUUCGUUUUUCGCUUCAAAAAUCUUCCAUCCAAUUUUUUUCAGAAAAGAAACAUGGGUGAAUUGAAUUCAAGUUUGUGUCAAUUGAAUUGGUUGAUCGCAAAAGGUGGAAUGAAUGAAGAAACUGCGAAAAAUCAAGAGGUUUGUUGAUUUUUUGAAAAUCACAACAAGACACGGCUACUUGUAACCUGGACCAUCUAGGCGCUGAUCAUUGAAAAUUGAACUUUCUAGGCGGGGCUACUUUGCAUAGAACCUCUCAAGGCGUUUCUCCUUGUCGUAACGAAUCUCCGAAUGCGGGUCUUAGGUUCUCUAGGCUCAGCUACUUGACACACAAGCUUAUCAUCUAUUUUUCAGUUCUCCUCUUCUUCUUCCACCUCAAAAUCCGCAAAAUACAAGAACAAAAGUACAACUUGGCUAAAUGGCGAAGAAAAACCUCCAUUUUCCUAUUCGGAAUUGAUCAAAUUCGCAAUCGAUGGAACAUCUUCAAAAAGAUGUACACUUUCCGGAAUAUACAGUUAUAUUGCUGAAAACUUUCAAUUCUAUCGAGAAAAUCGGAAUCCAAGUUGGCGGGUAAGGCUUUAUAGGGCGAUUUGACAUUCUCGAAAUUCUUUCAGAACUCAAUUCGACACAAUCUCUCAUUAAAUCGACAAUUCAAACGACUCGAUAAAAUGGAUGGAGACAAAGCUUGUUAUUGGAUCUGCGUUCAACCGCCACAGAAGAAACCUCGAAUUCUAGGAGGAGCACCGGCGAGAAUAAAUCCAGCGAUUGAGAAAAUGUUUUUGAGCAAGAAACAACCGAAAGAACCUUCUGAUCAACAUCUAUCCGUUAGUUUCGCUAGAAAUAUUUAGAUAUAAAUAUAAAAAUUGUUUUUUUUUUUCUAGGAAAAAGAGAUCCAUGAGAUGAAUUUGUUUGAAUCGUGUGAUUUGAAUGGUUCAUUUCGCGCGGUUUACGAUCAAAUUUUCGAGAAAAAUCCUCAAAAUGACAAAGGAAAACAGGCGGCACAAAUUGACUGGUUGAAAAUAAGCUUAGAAACUGCAGGUUUGGAUUAUAACGAUGAACAAGAAAUGAAUAAUGUCGAUACGGAUAAAUUCAAAGGUUUGAUUUUCAAAUUAUGUAUUUGGAAUAUAAUCAUUGUUUUCAGAAUACAUGUCAACUAAUACAUAUUCCGAACAUAGUUCGAUGAAUUCUCGAAGUGUUUCAGUUGAAUCAUCCGGUUCGACUUCAUACAUCGGAAUAGUUCCGAUUCCACCAAAAGAUGAUUCAGAUGAUGAUUUCGACUGGAAUCUCAUCAUCUAA